Molecule: messenger RNA, 6092 nt
Organism: Vitrella brassicaformis
Lineage: Eukaryota; Vitrellaceae
Source: the annotation of a GenBank genome assembly
CCCAGUCCCCCUUGAGGGCUUCCGACGCUCCCGGAGCAUCGAGAAGGACGGCAUCCUCGCCAAUCAGAGAAGAAAAACGAGACAGCGAGGAUGGCGGGGCGCUGAGGAUCCGGUUCGACGCAGCUGGUAGAGUUUCGUUCGUCGAGUUCCGGGAGGCCUCCACACUCAUCCGAUGGACGCCAUCUCCGCUCUCCUACAGAAGCAGGGGCUCAGCGCAGCGGCCCAGGCAAUCAAGAGCGGUACGCUGCGACGCACUCAUCCGCGUCUUUCAUCAUUGAUUCAUGUGGAUUGGUGUUGGUGUGUGCAUGCCUGUGAGUAUCAGGUGGCGGCACGUUGCCUGUAGCAGACGCCAAGUGCCUCAUCGGGGAGCUGGAGCGCUAUGUGGAGAAGACGGAGGGCCACACGCGCACUGGCGAUGGCGAUGGCGGUGGACCACCGGUGCGGCUGCCGGCGUCGGUCGAGGGGGCGGGUCUCAGCGUCAACGAGACUGUGGCUUUGGCCAUCAAGACCGUCCUUUCACAGGAGGACAGACAUUUGUCGCGCGAGCAGCUCGACAACUUCGCUGCCGUGGUGAGAGUCGGCAUUGGUUCGUUCUGGGUUGAAAUGAGGGGUGUGUGUGUGUGUGUAUAGGUGGCCAAGUCGCCAGCGUUUCAAGAGGUCAUGACGACAGCAACAGCUGCGGCAAGGGACAACCAGACACGUACAGAUCAUGUGAUCGUGGUAACCACACCAUGGGAUGGAUGGGUAGGAGUGAGUGUCUGGUCUGCGUCAGUCCUCAUCCAGGUGUUGUAUCUGUGGAUGUGUGUGUGCCUCGUCAGACGGCCCCUUUUGACCAGCAGAUGGAGCAGUUCGCCGACGCGGCACAAACGGACGAUGAGAAGGUCAAGGACUUCCUUACACGGGUGAGUGAGUCAGUUGAGUGUGCCUGCUCACCUCCCGGGCUGCUGUGUCUGUCGGUCAGAUGGACAAUGCGGCGGCCGCCACGCCGACCACGGCCACCACACUGACUCCCGCGGCGAACCAAUCAAGUAAACACAAGCUACAGAGCCCUCUAGGUGGACGCAUGUGUGCCGCCACCAAUAAUCGGUCAGGUCGUGGCUUGAUGCGCACGAGUGACGCCAAUGAUGAGGAUGUGACGUACGGACAGACGCACACAGCAAAGCACCACACAGACGGGCCACAUGGCAUGGCACAUUGGUCUGUUGGGCAUGCCAUGCCGUGUGUGUGCAGGCGUCGUGGUGGUGAUCGGCAGAACCCGCCGACCUUCCACGUGAGCGCACUGUCGCCCCUCUCCGACACGGCGCCCACCAGAGGACCGCCGCUAUGGGUCAGUGAGUGAAGGCAUACAGACACACACACAGACAGGGAGGGAGAAAUCAGCGCUGUGUAUGAUCUCAGCCUCCUGCUGGAAAUCGUGGUGGUGAGGGCACCGGUGCCGCUGCUGGGGGCCAGGAAAGCGCCACGUCGGCCUUCUACACGCCCAGGCCGCCUGGUGGGAGAGGGAGGGAAGAGGCAUACAUCAACAGUCCGUCCGCUUUCGUGUGAUGUGAAUGUGUGUAACGUGACUGACUGUGUGCAGGUGUGGUUGGUCCGGACGAUGAGCAGUUCCCAGAAGAGUUCCUCAACGACGACGUACGCCACACCGCACACACACACGCUUGGCUUGGACCACGCAUUGUGUCUGUCUGGACUGCACAGGACCCCGGCUUCGAUGUCACCGAGUACGAUGAGGACGAGCUGCGGCACGUGGAGGUCUGCAGGAAGCGGCACCCCUACACCCAGACGCCCCCACGCGUCCCACUCAUCGGCGUCCCCCCCGCACCUCCACACCAAGACAGCGCAUUCAGACACCCCAUCCCAACACUCUGCCCAGGGUCAGCCGACGAGGCCGACGCCAUGUCCAUCACACCGGGGGGCCGCAGCAGCGGGCCGGUCGCACUGAGUGCUCUCGCGGAUGACGAGCUCAUGUUCUCGUCGGUGGCGCAGUCGCCCAGUGGGCGAGGAGGGAAUGAUGGUGACAAAGAGGGAGGAGGGAGAGGGUGCAGUGUGUGUCGGAAGGAAGGCACCGUCUGUUGCUGUCUGUGUGGUGUCUGCAGUUGGUAUGGCGGCGAGUAUGAUUGACGACGAGCUGGGGCACAGCUGCUCGGGGCCCACAUCAGAUGGGGUAAGCUUACAACGCGCCACAACAGACAGACAGAUGAUACAACAGACAGACAGAUGAUACAACCCGCUGUUUCCUCAAUUCUAUGUCACUGGCUGCAGCCGAUAGCGAGUCUGCCCCCACCUCCCGUCCCUCUGACGGUCAGCAGCAUGGAUGACGAGCUCGGCAUGGCGCGCAACGAGACCGACGCCGUGCCGGCAUUCGGGGGCGACGACUCGAGGGCAGCCGAGUUCGGGCCUGUUGCUGUGGCGGCAGCUGCUGCCGCCGGAUCUAUGCACGGUCAGCAAAGCAAAGCAGCACGACCCGACACACAAUUCAUUCAUCCACACCCAACCAACAUCCAUCCAUCCAUCCAUGCUUCCAUUCGUCGCCUGCAGACCGUUCCGACCGCUCGACGCACAGCACGUCGCCCACGUUCGGCGCGUCGGGUGCGGAGGCGCCCCGUCCACCGCCAGUGGCCCACCCCCACCCCCAGCCAUCAGCCGGCGACCUGGGACCUUUGUCGCCCCCGAGCGGGCAGGAGCUCGACGGCUACCCGGCGGAUAUGGACGACUCGGGAGGAGAGGUGCGGGGGGAGGGGGGGCUGCCAUCCGGGGCCACAUCCGGUGUGUGAGGAGUGCAGUGAGCACACUGGAAAUGUGAAGCAAGCUGGGAAGAUGAUAUGGAUGCAUGUGUGAAUCCGUGUGCUGUGUGUGACGUGUGCAGUGGUCAUGUUGGAUCCCUCUGGCGACACGGUCUACUUCGGCCCGGCCACGGAGGACUUCGCACAGCAGCAGGAACAAGCGAGACGAGACGUACGUGAGUGAGCUGUAACCUCGCCACGCACUCCACUCAGACACCCGCACUCAUAGAUGGCCGUGUUUCCUCUCCCUCUCCCUCUCUCCUCUCCCUCUGUCAGGCUGACAUAUGGGCGGCCGAGUACUCGAACGGUUCGUACACGACCAACCGCCAGAAGCGUCGUGAGGACAAGUACCGUCAGCUGGGCAAGGGCGAGGAUGACGCCACCCGAUCGGGGCCGCGAUUCCCGCCCUCGCAGGACCCCUUCUACCCAUGUGACGACAAGGAAGGCGUCACGUACGACUCAUUCCCGCUCAGGUGCGUCAUCUCAUGACGCCUGCUGAGGGUGGGAGGACUGGUCUGGUUUGCCGCGCAUCGUGUUGUUUGUUCUUGGGUCUGUCUGUUGUGUGUGUAGGGUGGUGUAUGAUCGCUAUCGCACUGGUUUCGAGGAGCAGAAGGAGUUCCCCGUCACAGAGCACAUGGAGAUCGCCGGAAGAUACCACGUGAGUGACCAUGACGCACGGACGAAUCGACCCGUCACAGAUGGAUGGAUGGCUGUGGCCCUCUCUCUCUCUCUCUCUCUGUGUGUGUGUGUGUGUGUGUGUGAAUGGAUUAGGUUCAUCGAUACAUCGGCAGUGCAGCCUUCUCGAAAGCGCUCGCCGCAUUGGACAAGGCCACCAACAGCUGGGUACGUGGCAACGAGUGAGAGGGCUCUUGUGUGAGUGCUGCUGUCCGUGUGAGCGUGGGCUGUGUCUGUCGUGUAGGUGUGUCUGAAGGUGAUCAAGCCCGAGAAGGACUUCAUCGACCAGAGUUUGGACGAGAUCAAGCUGCUGCGGUACAUCAACUGCAACGGCAACGUCGACAACCACCACUGCCUCAAGCUCGUCGACUACUUCUACCACAGGGAACACCUUAUCAUCGUCACCGAACUGCUCAAGUGAGCACACAGCACACCAGCGGCACCCAACACAGACACACGACGGUCUGGAUCAACGUGUGCAUGGGGUGUGUGUCAGGAUGAAUCUGUACGAGUUCCAGAAGACCAAUCGCGAGAAUCAGGAGGUCGACGGCGACGCCCCCUACUUCACCAUGGGGCGCAUACAACUGGUCAGACACGCAGAAACAGACAGACAAGGCCACAGCACCGACGCGUGUGUGCAUGUGUGUCUGUGUGUGUGGCUGCAUUGCAUUGCAGAUCACGAAGCAGGUGUUGGAGGCGUUGGCGUUCACCCAUCGGCUGUGUCUGGUCCACUGCGACCUGAAACCCGAGAACAUUCUCUUCAAAUCAUACGGACGCGUCAAGGUGGGCAGGUCACGUCACGGAGGCACGACCCCAUAGACACACUGUCUGCCCCCUCCUGUCUGUCAGGUCAAGGUGAUUGACUUCGGUUCAUCGUGCUUCAUCGACGAUGUGCUUUCGCACUAUGUGCAGUCGAGGUGGGUGAGGAAACAAACACUAAAGGAACGUGGGAGGGACCUUCAUUGCUGCCGUUGUGGAUGGUCGUCUUCGUAGGUCUUAUCGCGCGCCAGAGGUGCUGCUGGGUCUGCCGUACGACAGCAAGAUCGACAUAUGGAGCCUCGGAUGCAUCGUCGCCGAGCUGUGGAUGGGGUCAGUACGCAGCGCCACCACCACCACCCCCACCCCCACCCCCACCCCCAAGCACCCACACCAACUGUCCCUCUCUGUCUCUCUCUGCCUGCAGCACUGUCUUAUUCCAAAACGACUGCCUGACGUCGAUGCUCUCCCGCAUCGCAUCGAUAGUGGGGCCCAUCCCAUGGUACCUCUUCGCCAAGGGCAAGCAGGUCCGCAUGUACUUCACCAGCGACGGCUCACUCGCGCGCAAGGUGGACACCCCACACAGCAUGGUGGGCGGCAUGACGGCGUCGGGGGCCACCAUGGCGCCGCACAUCGCCGCACAGAUGGACAUGCACAGCUCGGGGGCUCACGGAGGGUGAGCGAGGCGUGAAGAGCGGGAGGGCGGGAAAUGUGGGUGGGUGUGUAGAUUAGAUCUGUUCCGGUGUGUGUGGUCAGCCGUCGGUACGUGAUGUAUUUGCCGAAGAAGUCGUCUUUGCGGUCUCGCAUGCGGUGCGACGAUGACUUGUUCGUCGACUUCGUCUCGCAGUGCCUCCAGAUAGACCCCGUCAAAAGGUACCGCAACACCCACACACAGACAAGACACACCAGUCGUAGCCCUCUCCAAUCAAUGCACGUGUGAUGUGUGGAUGGAUGGGUGGGUGGACAUUCAGGUUGACGGCUGCGGCGGCGUUGCAGCACCCCUUCAUCACGCAAGCCAAGUACCCCGAUGGCCUCUGAUACACUCACACAUGCGAUCAAUCCACACACCGAGCGACAAGACCUUCAAUUGAAGUGGCGACUGACUGUACGGGCCGGGCCUGCCUUUUGUAAAUAUCUUUCCACGUACCAACCAGCUGCGGCAGUGCAGUACCUUAGUAGCUCGCCACCUACCUCGCUGGCGGCAUCCAUCAGUGCGGUGGAUCUGAUUUGGUUGGCGGGCUAAGCUUAGGUGGGUGGGGCGUGUAGCAACAUCCAUCCAUGUGUGGCGAGGGCGAGACGAGACGAGGCGCAGCGUAGAGUGAGCGUGAAUGCAUGCGAUGGCGGUUUCCUUCCUUUUUAAGUGAGUGGGAGAGAGCCGGCCUUCUGUCCGUGGGCGCGGGGUCGGGUGUGCCUGACUAGCCAUUCUGGUGAUACCGAUUGAGUGAUCCGAGUCUCUGUCUGUCUGUUUCCUUCCUCCUAGUAUCCUUUCGUGUCUCAAUAUCUGAUAUUGAUGGUUUUGUCUGAGUGUCUGAGUGAGUGCCUUUGGUUAUCAGUCAGCUCCUUAGUUGGCUUGCUUCCUUAAUGACCGACCCUUUUUGCCGUUUUGGCCCCCUCUCCCCCCUCCCCCCUCUCUACCCUCCGUCUGUCUCCCGUCCUUGCUUCUUCCUUCUUGCUAUGAGUACUCAUGCAUGUGUUGUGCUGUUCUGCCACAUUGGACAUCAACUCACUGCAGAAGAGGUACACUAUACACACGCAGAUAGAUAUGAUCACCGUGCAAAUAUGCAGAUAGAUCAGGUGGAUGAUGCAGCGACACGCACGUACCACCAGGAUACGAUGCAUGUCAUACGUGCGCCUAUCGACACACAGAGUAAUCUAAGC